Messenger RNA from Phalaenopsis equestris, 860 nucleotides. RefSeq names its product thioredoxin X, chloroplastic. The transcript has 2 exons. The record is from RefSeq and is a predicted model, not a curated record. The coding region runs from base 104 to 667 and encodes 187 amino acids. Lineage: Eukaryota; Viridiplantae; Streptophyta; Magnoliopsida; Asparagales; Orchidaceae. Gene Ontology annotation, molecular function: oxidoreductase activity, acting on a sulfur group of donors, disulfide as acceptor. Gene Ontology annotation, cellular component: cytoplasm.
UUUACUGGAUCAUCCAUCCAUUCAUCCAUCCCCCAAUUUCAACUCGCGAAACGAAUGGACUCCGAAAAAGGCGAAGUAAAUCCUCUGAGAGCUCCCCUAAUCAAUGGCGACGAGCCUCUGCCAUUCCAUCACAGCACCCUCGCGCCUCUCCUGCUCUCUUCACGGCUCGAUUCUCGCACGCCCUUCCUCUUUCGGCGGCGGGUGCCUCCCACAGAGCCGCUCAGUUCUUUCGUCCCCUCUUCCCCGAGCAAGACGAAAGGCUUUUCAGGCUCUCCCUCUUCUCAGCUCGUCGGACGCAGCAGAAAAGCGUUCGGUGCGCUGCGGUUCUGUCAGAACAAUCGUUCAGAGCGAGUUCGCCGGCGAGGUGUUGGGGUCGGACAUUCCUGUGCUUGUGGACUUCGUCGCGGAUUGGUGCGGGCCUUGCCGUUUAAUCUCGCCUAUAAUCGAAUGGGCUUCCCAGGAAUACAAUGGCAGAUUAAAGGUUUUCAAGAUUGAUCAUGAUGCAAAUCCCAAGUUAAUUGAAGAGUACAAAGUCUAUGGCCUUCCAACCUUGAUUCUCUUUAAGAAUGGCGAAGAGGUUCCAGAAAGCCGAAGAGAGGGCGCAAUUACAAAGAUUAAGCUAAAAGAGUAUUUGGAUUCUUUGUUGAGUUCAACAAAGGUUGUUUGAAGUUACUUAAAAACCAAUUCUUUCAGGAAUCUUGGAUUCCACAUACUGUAGCUUCAGAUUUUGCUAAGAAAUAUUGGUAUGCCAUGUUUUAGAGCUUGCCUUUGCCUGAAGCCUUUUCAGUGUAAUAUUUCUUCACAGUAACUUGUGAAAUUUGUUCUUGGCAAUUUAUGAAAUGAGUCAAGUGCAAUAAAAA